Plasmodium relictum is the source of this 1818-nucleotide messenger RNA. Its product is annotated as riboflavin kinase / FAD synthase family protein, putative. Gene Ontology annotation, molecular function: riboflavin kinase activity. Gene Ontology annotation, biological process: riboflavin biosynthetic process; FMN biosynthetic process. The transcript has a single exon. The record is from RefSeq and is a predicted model, not a curated record. The coding region runs from base 1 to 1818 and encodes 605 amino acids. Lineage: Eukaryota; Apicomplexa; Aconoidasida; Haemosporida; Plasmodiidae.
AUGGAUAUGAAUGAAUUUAAGAAUAUAGCUAUUAUAGAUGCUGACUAUUAUAUAAUUAACUACAGUAGUACUAUUACUACUUAUAUACAAAAUAUAUUUACCAAUUUAUUAAGGGAUAAGAAUAAACCAGAAACAAAGAAUGAGGCGGAUGUGAAUAUCGACAAGAGAAAAAAAAUAAUUUGCAUUUUCAUGUUAAAAAUAUUUUUAAACAACAUCGAAAAAAAUUUGAAUUUAUUUGAUUAUUUACACAAUGUAAUAAAAAAAUAUCACGAUCUCAUAAUAAGUAAAAAAUUAAAUUACAGUACUACUAAAAUAAAGAAAAAUAAUGAAUAUAAAAAUUAUAUAACAAAAAAUUGUAAUAAAAAGGUUUCGGAUAUUAAAAUAAAUGAACAAAAUGAGAAUAAAAAUGAGAAUGAGAAUUAUGAAAUAAAUAAUUCUUUAAAUGAAGAAAUGAAUAAAAGUGAAUCUAAUGAAAUAUUAGAAAACAAUAAAAUAAAUAACUUUAUGCAUAAUUUAAUAAAAAAUAAUAAUUAUAAUAACAUAAAAAAUAUCAAUCAAUCAAAAAUUUGUUUUGUAAGAAUAACAAACAAAGAUACUAAAAAAAAUUCAUGUUCAGUUGAAAAUUCUAUUUUAGAUACAUACUGCGAAACUGAUUUAAGUAAUAAUUCUAAAAAUAAAGAAACGGAUUAUUAUGAAAACAGUUGCAGUUACGAUAAUGAAGAAAAAGUGAAAGAUGACUCCUUUUAUAGCACAUAUAAAUUAAAUAAUACUUUCCCAAAUAUUAAUAAGAAAAGAUUUUUAAUAAAUUAUAAUAAUGUUAAUUUAAAAUUAAAAUGUUUUAAUGAAUUUUUAAAUUGGGGAUUUAUUAAAAAAUUACAUAAGGAAAAUGAUGAAUACAUUCAAGAAAUAGAAAAUUUAUAUAGGAUAAUAAUAUUAUCUAAAUUGCACAUAGGAGUAUAUAAUUUUUUAUCUUUCUUAAAAAAAAAAAAUUUUUUUUUUUUAUUUUAUACUUCUAACAAAAAUUUAACUAACCUAUUAUUUAAAUGGUUUAAAAUUUCUAGGAAAUUUAAAAAUUGCUAUAGAGUAAUAGAUUCACUUCAAGGAUUAAAUUCCAAAAAUUACAAUAAUUUUCUUGUGUUUAGUAAUCGUGAAUGUUUCAUAAAUUAUUCAAAAAAAAAUGGAUUUUUUAAUAUAGCUGUUGGGAAGAAUUCUUUAAAAACAUCUAACUGUGAUGAUAUCAAUUGGAAUAUUAUGCAUAAAGAAAAUUUUAUAUCAGAAGAUUCUGAUUCUAUUUCUAAUAAAUAUAAUGAUGUUGUUUAUCCAUUUUUAAGAAACUGUAAUUUAACAGAAGAUAUAUUAUCAUGGAGAAUAUUUUAUAUAUUUAAAAAAUAUAUUUAUAUAUAUGGUGAAGUAGUAAAAGGAUUCGGAAGAGGAAGUAAAUAUUUAAACCUGCCAACAGCUAAUAUAUCUAAUUCUAAUCUAACUUCAGCUGAUAUAAUGCCAGGAAUAUACUUUGGUUUAUCUAAAUUAAAAAAUAAAAUUUAUAAAACUGUUAUAUCUAUUGGUUAUAAUCCUUAUUUUAAAAAUAAACAUAUGACUAUUGAGGCCUUUCUUUAUUUUAAAACAAAUGGUUUUUUUUAUCAAGAAAAUAUUCAUUUAAUGAUUAUGGGAAUUAUUAGAAGUGAAAGUAAUUUUUCUUACUUUUCACAUUUGGUACAUGCUAUACAAUUUGAUUGUGAACUUGCAAGAAUUAUUCUAAACAAAAUUCAAAAUGAUAAAAAUUUUAUAAAAUGUAAAAAUUUUCUUAAUUCAUUAUAA